Suillus plorans is the source of this 1170-nucleotide messenger RNA. RefSeq lists its product as uncharacterized. The coding region runs from base 1 to 1170 and encodes 389 amino acids. The record is from RefSeq and is a predicted model, not a curated record. NCBI's taxonomy places the organism in Eukaryota, Fungi, Basidiomycota, Agaricomycetes, Boletales, Suillaceae. The transcript has 4 exons.
AUGCAGUGGCAAAGUGGGGGCCCAGAUCAACACUCUUUCCGUGGACUCACGCACUAUGACGACUCGCACGCAUCUGGCUCUACGUCCUUUGGCGCGCAAUUCGCACAGCCUCAACCAUCACACGAAGACCAUUUCACGCAGUCACAACCCCCUCACGACGACAAUACUACAUCCUACGACGGGUACCCUUACGACCAGGACGGAUUUGGAGACACGGGGGACCGGCCGCAUGGCGGCCCAUCCUUCACCAACCCCCAACCCAAUCUGUCGCAGCCCCAAUACGACGGCACGUCCUAUGAUGGGUACCCUUAUGACCAAGACGGAUUCGGAGACACGGGGGACCAGCCGUACGACGGCCCAUCCUCAUCCAACUUAGGAACAUCCGGGGGUGCCCACAUGCACGGAACACCCUUACCACAAUGGGUCGACGAAGCCCCUGAUGGAGGAGCCGCUAUGAUAGACCGAGGGGCGGGCUUUAUGCCCCCGGCUACCAAUCUAGCUCUUUUACGGCGAGGGGAGAUUCCUCGAGAAGAGGUUGUCCAUACCAAGGGGCCGGCACGUACUACGAAGAAACGCAGUACAAGGGCCAACCUACCUGCAACCCCAUACUUCGUCCCGCAAGCCCCCCGCAGCACCACCAAACUGCAGACACGCGCAGCGGCACACACGACGGCACCACAAACACCCGUUGUCGCCGAACCUUCAACGCCGACAUUGAAGACGGUACGGGUGUCAAACGAAGACAUCAGCGACGCUGUGAAGGGGGGGAAAGUUUUAAUUGGGCGGGUGAUGUUUACCAAACAUGCGAUGACGCAGAAGCGGAAAAAACGCGUCACUCAAUUCGAGGACGCAAUCAAAGACUCGAUGCCUCGUUGUUUGGAAGCUGAUGUUGUCAUUGAAAACUUUAUAACUAAUGCCCAUCGGAGACAAGUGUCGAACGCGUUGUCCAGUAUACGCGGGAAAAUCGCUCAAUUUGCGCGCGACGGUGUCUUCGUGUCAUACAAGCUGUUUCCCCCACAAGGGAGCACCGUCGCAGCAGCACAAAGGCAUCGCAUCGCAAUGGUGAACAAACUCAUACGGGGCAUUGAUCCCCUACUCUUCAUGCAUGCAUAUUCUGUGGACGAGGUUAGUGAUGUUCCGGCCUGGCUUGGGCUCAAAGCCCCGGCUUAG